AUGGCUCGCACUAUACAAGAAACCCUUGCCUCGGGGUCCCUUAGCGAUACAGCAAGCUCCCAGAAGCCAGUACAAUAUGUGGAAACGGUCGAGGCAUACAACAGAUGGGCGGAGGUUUAUGACACAGACGGCAACUUUCUACAAGCUCUCGACACCAUUGAAAUGCAACAACUACUGCCACAGCUCUUGAACAAAGUAGCCGCCAACACACAGCCAGGCCCGGCGAAACUAGUCGAUUUAGGCUGUGGUACAGGCCGGAAUACUCGCCAGCUACUGAAGUUCGCGCCUCAAGAUGCCCAUAUCGUUGGGCUGGAUGCUUCGCCGGGGAUGCUGGAUGUUGCUCGGACGGCUAUUGAUAAAGAGAAGGAAUUGGAUCCUUCUCUUGCUAAUAGGGUCUCGUUGGAGAUUUAUGAUUUGCUUCGAUCGCCCCCGGCACCGCCAGAGUGUAGCCUGGGCGCGGCUGGUGUUAUUUCAACGCUGGUUUUGGAGCAUAUUCCUGUGGACCGGUUCUUUGAGGGCGCGGCUGCGGUGAUGAGACCUGGCGGGUAUUUUCUUCUGACCAAUAUGCAUUCUGAGAUGGGGUCAAUUAGCCAGGCGGGGUUUGUGGAUACGGCGACUGGGACGAAGAUUCGGCCGACUAGUUAUUCUCACACGAUUGAGGAUGUGUUGGGUGCUGCUGAGAAGGCGGGCUUCGAGGUUGAAGAGUUGGGCGGGGAGCGCGUCCGCGAGAGAAAAGUAAACGAGAUGAUGGUACAGGAUUUGGGCAAAAGAGCGAAUAAGUGGAUUGGUGUCACGGUGUGGUUUGGAAUCUGCUUCAGAAAGCGGUUGUGA
Messenger RNA from Aspergillus oryzae RIB40, 831 nucleotides. Its product is annotated as class I SAM-dependent DNA methyltransferase. The record is from RefSeq and is a predicted model, not a curated record. Bases 1 to 831 code for a protein of 276 amino acids. NCBI's taxonomy places the organism in Eukaryota, Fungi, Ascomycota, Eurotiomycetes, Eurotiales, Aspergillaceae. The transcript has 2 exons.